Molecule: messenger RNA, 2219 nt
Organism: Anarrhichthys ocellatus (wolf-eel)
Lineage: Eukaryota; Metazoa; Chordata; Actinopteri; Perciformes; Anarhichadidae
Gene: anks4b
Product: ankyrin repeat and sterile alpha motif domain containing 4B
Exons: 2
Coding region: 98-1390 (430 amino acids)
Biological process (GO): brush border assembly
Molecular function (GO): protein binding
Source: RefSeq, a predicted model, not a curated record
UGCGGUCGAGUCAUUCUGUGAAUCUGUUUGGCGUGUGGGAGGAAAGAGUGAAAGAAAGCGACAGAUUUGUUUGGACCUUUUCUGUUCUGGUGAAGAGAUGUCUAGGUACCACAAAGCAGCGAUUGAUGGAUACUUGGACCUCUUAAAAGAGGCCACGAGGAAGGACCUGAACACUGCGGAUGAGGAUGGCAUGACUCCCACUUUACUCGCUGCUUUCCAUGGACACAUCGAUGCGCUUCAGCUCAUAUGCAGCAGAGAAGGAGACCCCAACCGGAGUGACAUCUGGGGAAACACGCCGCUGCACCACGCUGCGGCUAACGGCCACAUGCACAUCCUCAGCUUCCUGGUCAACUUUGGUGCCAACCUUUUUGCCCUGGACAAUGACUCCCACACAGCCAUGGACGUUGCUGCUUCUCGUGACCGCAUGGACUGCGUGCGCUUCCUAGACGCUGCCGCCUCACAGCAGACCAACCAAAACCCAAAGAAGGUCGUCAAUCUAAAGAAGGAGGCCAUCAAAGAAGCGGAGAAGCGCGUGAAGCUCUGCGAGAAGGUGAAGAAGAAGCACCAGAGCAAGAUGGACAGAAUGCAGCGUGGAGCGGACAGUACUGGGUCUGUCUCAGAGGCCAGCAUGGCAUCGGCAUUCUCAGACGGCGGUGUGUCCGGAGUCAAUGAGCAGUUCUCCAAACUUAUUGCUGCUGAUAAAUCUGGCUCCCUCACAGCCAGGGUUAAAGGCACGCUCCAGAGGAAGCUUGGGAAGAAAGAUAAAGGCACACUGCAGGGGUCGGGAGGGGACGGGAACGUUAUUUUCCUCAAACAGGAGAGCGGAGCGUCCGAGCAGCCAGAGUUUCUGGAUGUCUUCAAUGAGCAGGACGAGGGCAUGUCAGAUGAAGACGGAAUGGGAGGCUUCGAAGAUUAUAACAAUGACGAGCCAGGCCAAGUCAAACAGUCCAUCUUCAAUCGGCCCGGUCUUGGAGGUCUGAUUUUCAUGAAGAAAAUGGGGCUGGAGUCAGAAGACAUCCCGAGCGGCAACAACGAAAGUCUCGGCUACCUCGUUCAGAACGAGUUGUUUGAGGUCGAGGAAGGCGGAGCAGGCUUUGAGGGGAAUGGCGAUGCUGAUCUGCCCUGGGAUCAGGAAGAUCUGGGACUGGAUGAUGAUGAAGAUGAGGAAACCUCACCGUUGGAUGCAUUCUUGUCCGCCAUCUCCUUGCCAGAGUUUGCCCUUGCAUUCAGCAGAGAACACCUAGACCUGGAGGCGCUGAUGCUUUGCUCUGAUGAAGACCUGAAAGGCAUCCGCAUCCAGCUGGGACCCAGGAAGAAGAUCCUGGAAGCUGUUGCUCGCAGAAAGAACACAUUGGAGACUCCUGGCAUCAUGAAGGACAGCGGCCUGUGAUCUAAAAAAACAUUACCAGGGAUUAAUAAUCCUGUUUGAAGCUUAAAAUGAGUCUGUACUUUUUGUAAAUAGAGCCAAUAGUUUGAUUUUUCUGAAUAAAACAAAGAUGAUUCAGCAAACUGUUUCUCUAAACAACAAUUUCUACAGCGUAAAGUUUCAAAUUUCUAAUCCAUAACAUUUUUUCGAUAAUCUGUUAAUAGAAAAUUAUCCAUGUUACAACCAAUUUACAAACGGCAUGACCUCCAGCGACUUGAUCUGAAAUCCACAACAUCAUCGUAUAGAUAAAAACAAGAGAUGUUUUGAUCCAUAAAUGAGAUAACAAAGUCAGUGGCUGAUUUUUACUAAUUUUUGCAGUUGACAACAUAAUGUCAAAUAAAUGAAACAUAAAAAAAUACCGUCUCCAAGUUAAUAAGAUGUGUAUGUGUCCCCUAGUUUUCACUAUGUUGCAGGGACAUAGGUCUGGUCACACAGUCACAUUGUGAGGACUCACCUUCCAUUUGGGGACAAAAUGUUGGUCUUCAAGUGAGGAAGACACAAGCAAAGAAAGAAAAGUCAUCAAUUUGAACGCACAUUCACAGCAUAAAGAAUUGUGAUGACCAGAUUUGGAUCUUAUUCUUCUACAGUUCAAAACGAGAUGCUCAUUUAAACAAGCAUUAAAGAUGCUGUUUAAACAAAAUAAGGCAUAACCUAUUGGAAAAGUGUAUGCAUAGCCACUGCCAUGUGUGUAUAAGUAUAACAUGAGAAAAUACAAAACAUAUAAACAACAUAUAUAAAACAUAAUGUCAAGUGUUUCUUUAAGUUGUAUACAAUUGUUUUAUAAUCAUACCUU